AUGAAAGGAUUACAGAACUGUAUCAGUGACACUUUCAAUGGCCCAUGUAACAAUGUAGCAGCACAUUUCACUGAUUCAUUAUGGUGUGAAAUAGUAAAUGGUGAAAAAGGAAUAAUUGAAUCUGCUGAGCGCAAGAUGUUGAAUUUAAGUUCAGAAUGUCUCGGUGAAAUUUAUCCAUUUGGUGAAUUAAGUCCCUACGAAAAAGUAUUAUUGUCAGCAGCUAUACCUGAAUUAAAGGAAACUACUGAUGAAGGUGUUAAUGUAUUUUCUGCCGAUCUCGAAUGA
Entrophospora candida is the source of this 285-nucleotide messenger RNA. NCBI's taxonomy places the organism in Eukaryota, Fungi, Glomeromycota, Glomeromycetes, Entrophosporales, Entrophosporaceae. The record is from the annotation of a GenBank genome assembly.